Drosophila montana is the source of this 2229-nucleotide messenger RNA. It is a transcript of the gene Tango5, whose product is annotated as Transport and Golgi organization 5. Gene Ontology annotation, cellular component: membrane; endoplasmic reticulum; endomembrane system. The transcript has 5 exons. The record is from RefSeq and is a predicted model, not a curated record. Gene Ontology annotation, biological process: autophagy; Golgi organization. NCBI's taxonomy places the organism in Eukaryota, Metazoa, Arthropoda, Insecta, Diptera, Drosophilidae. Bases 194 to 1714 code for a protein of 506 amino acids.
GUUUUUUUUUAUGCAGGCAAUAGGUUGGCAGGCUUUGCACAUUUAUUCAUAAUUAAGUUAUUGUUUUUAUGUGAAACGAAUCAACUGCACCAGUGCAAACGAGUUGCUAACCAAAUAAUACGUGUUCGCGUAUUUGCAUUACGAAAAUAAAACACGAAACAGUAGCUGCUUGAAGGCACAGAAAAGCGCUUAAAUGUCACAACACAAUAAAAAGGACACAGGCAGCCAUGCGAAUAGCACACGCCAGCGCAAACAGGACGACAGCAACAGCAACAAAUGCCAAAAGAAACAGCAGACGCCCAAUGGUAGCGCCAAGGGCAACAGCAACAGCAGCAACACCUCACUUACAGUUAGUAACAGCAGCAGCGGCAGCAGCAGAAGCAGCAGCAGCAGCGCUGCCAAAAUGCAAACGCUCGCAGCGACACACACGAAGCCCAACAGCGGCGGCGGCAGCAGCAGCAGCAGCAGCAGCAGCAGCAUCAACAAAACGCAGCUAAGCAAAAAGGAUAAACAGCAAAAAGACAAAGAACGCAUGGAACGCGCACAGCUGGUGCUCUGGCGUCAUCCAAUGCAGACGUCCAAAUACUGUGCAUUCGAGCUGAUUGCACUGCUGCGCACCUGGAGCAGCAGAUUACUGAAGCAACGCGGCCUGUUGGCCGUUUUAAUAGUAUUAGGCAUUGUAUUUAGCAUAAUUUACAAACUAGAUGGCCCACAUCAGCUGCUCAUUGAGCUGGUGCGUCGCAAUACCUGGUUCUUUGUCUACUGGCUCGGCUUGGGCGUUCUCUCAUCGGUGGGCCUGGGCACUGGCCUGCACACAUUUCUGCUCUAUCUGGGCCCCCACAUAGCCAGCGUCACAUUGGCCGCCUACGAGUGCAAUUCACUCGAUUUUCCCCAGCCGCCCUAUCCCGACGACAUCAUUUGUCCGGAGGAGCCGUAUAUGAAGCGCAUGCCCAAUAUUUGGUCCAUCAUGUCUAAGGUGCGCCUGGAGGCGUUCCUUUGGGGCGCUGGCACUGCGUUGGGCGAAUUGCCGCCAUAUUUUAUGGCCAAGGCUGCACGCCUGUCUGGCUAUGAUCCGGACGAUGCCGAGGAGCUGGCCGACUUUGAGGCGCUCAAUGCCAAGCGUCAUCAGAAGAACCUCAGUCUCAUGGACAAGGGCAAGCUGUUCAUGGAGCGUGUCGUGGAGCGUGUUGGCUUCUUUGGCAUACUGGCCUGUGCAAGCAUACCCAAUCCGCUGUUCGAUUUGGCCGGCAUCACUUGCGGCCAUUUUCUGGUGCCAUUCUGGACAUUCUUUGGCGCCACACUGAUCGGCAAGGCCAUCAUCAAGAUGCACAUACAGAAGAUAUUUGUGAUUAUCGCAUUCAAUGAGACGCUCAUCGAGCGGGCCGUCGAUCUAAUUGCCACGAUGCCAAUAUUUGGUCGCAAGCUCCAACAGCCGUUCAAGGCAUUCCUCGAGAACCAGAAGCAGCGACUGCAUCGACAGCAGCGCGGACGCAACGCUAACGCCGCCGGCGCUGGUGAUUCCGGUAAUCUGCUAUCAAAAAUCUUUGAGACCUUUGUCAUUGGCAUGGUUUGCUAUUUUGUGGUGUCGAUUGUCAACUCCCUGGCCCAGAGCUAUCACAAGCGGCUGCACAAGAAGCCGCGCCACGUGCCGCCGGCUGCCACGCCCAGCGCCAGCAUUAAGAAACAUAACAAGCCAAAGGCGCUGCGUGAUUAGGCGCCUGCCCACAAAUCCAACGGCUGUUGUCUCACCUAUGCUAAAUUCCUUGUUAAUAGUUUUUUUUUCCCCACUGCUUCUAUUUUUGUUUUUUUUUUUUGGUCGACAGUCGUCGGAUUUUUAUUAUAUCUUUUUUUUUUUGUUUUUGUUAGUCAAAUUCCAGCGGCAUUUUCAGAGUUUCACUUGUGCUACAAAAAAAAAAAAAAAUAUGUUAUAUCAUAUUUCCUUUGUUCUGGCAACUGGAGGCCAAGUGGAAUUCCAAAAUGGAACCGAAAAAAAAUUUUAAAUGAUAUUUUGUGCAAGUAUUUCGAAUGUAUGUGCUAGCACGUGAAGGAGUGAAAGAGAUGGCAGUGGCUGCUCACUUGAAAUGACCGUAGUAGAGAUACCCUAGAAUAGACUAGUUAAAAAAGAAAGAAAAACAAACGCAAAUUAAAGCAAAGCAAACACAACUGAAAAGGCAACCAAUAAUAAGCAUGUCGCAUGUUAAUAAUAAAAAACUGGUCAGUUGCCUUUUU